Messenger RNA from Syngnathoides biaculeatus (alligator pipefish), 3506 nucleotides. Its product is annotated as anti-Muellerian hormone type-2 receptor-like. The record is from RefSeq and is a predicted model, not a curated record. Gene Ontology annotation, cellular component: plasma membrane; signaling receptor complex. The transcript has 14 exons. Lineage: Eukaryota; Metazoa; Chordata; Actinopteri; Syngnathiformes; Syngnathidae. Gene Ontology annotation, molecular function: calcium ion binding; ATP binding; transforming growth factor beta receptor activity. The coding region runs from base 458 to 2383 and encodes 641 amino acids. Gene Ontology annotation, biological process: cellular response to growth factor stimulus; homophilic cell-cell adhesion; protein phosphorylation.
UGGCAUCAAGACAUUCAACUUUUAACUAAGGACUCAGAGAUCAACGAGAAUAUUUUGAGUCAAAUAGAAAGGUCGUUCAUUGAGAGAGAGAGAGAGAGAGAGAGAGGCAGAAGAGAGAGAGAGAGAGAAAGAGAGAGAGAGAGAGAGAGAGAGAGAGAGAGAGAGAGAGAGAGAGAGAGAGAGAGAGCGAGAGAGCGAGAGAGAGAAAGAGAGAGAGGACGUGCUGUGGGCACAACAGGAACAGGAAGUUGUAGUGUGUGCAGCUUGAUACUGAGCUUCUUUGGGCACAGAGUUGGUUUCUGGUAUUUGUGACUAAACGGCUCCAGAAACUGUCGGUAUCAGUCUCGACAGUCGUGUCUCUUCCUUAUGUGGAAGGCGGAACACCUCCCGGAAAUAGAACACUCCACUUGCUUGUCCGCACCUCGAGGAAUACUUUGGGGGAUUCUCGGCCAGAUUGAUGGCCGUCACGUUCGCUGUAUGGGGAACUUUGGUCGUCGUUCUUCAGGCUUUGGUUGUAAUUUCUGCUGAGGACCAAUCAUGUGUUCCUGGGUUUCAGUCAGACAUGAAGGUUUUCUCUCUGAGCAGAAAGCACCUCUGGAGAGGCAGAGUCCUUGGCAAAGACUGCUCUGAUCGCACGAGGUUUCAUUUUAGAGGUGAAGAUACAUGUUUUGUGAUACAAACUGAUGGUGUCUUGAAGUUGUCCACAUUUCUGAGACUAGUUGUGAUACGCACUUUUGAGGACCAGUUGAAUGUGCGAGACUCAUUCGAAAUUUGGGACCAGACCAAAGAACAGCAAAUUGAGAGGUAUUAUGACCAUUUGGAAAUUUAUAAAGUAAACAACGUGCUAGCCUUUGAUAUAUAUUUCUUCCUUUCCCCCCUACUCAUUCAGGUAAACAGACGGGUUUCUCUUCAUAAAGGACACCAUGAAUUUUUGGUUCAUGCCUGGGACUCUCAAGGAAACAAGAUGACCAUUCCGGUCAGGGUAGUGCGUAGUGGCAACCAACACCAAAAUCCCGAGCUUCAUCCAGAGAUUAGGUCAAAGUCAAAGAAGAUCUUUUAUUGUAUUACUGGUCCAGGAGCAGAGCAGCCUCCCAUUGGACUUUUAACUAUUGACACAGACACUGGUAAUCUUUAUCUCACACAAACUCUGGACAGGGACAAGCAGCCCAAGUACUUGUUUCAAGCGUACGUUGUGGAAGAUGGUGCUGGAAAUACUGAGAAGCCUAUGAAAAUUAUUGUCAAUGUAAUUGACCAGAAUGACAACAAACCACUUUUUGCAAAGGAUACCUUUUUGGGAGAAGUGGCUGAGGCAUCCCUCAAUGAUAGAACAUGGGUCAUUGCCACCACUGUGCUGGUUCUGUGCCUAGUGAUUGUGGCGUUACUUUCGAGAUGUCUCUCGCAACACAAAAAGAACCCCCGAUCUUCCCGUGAUAUCUCUGCAUUGUGUCACUGCCAAACAACGCACAUGUCCCAGAUUGAUGUCAUUGAUGUUCAACUGCAACAGCUCGUGGAUCACGGACAUUUUGCAACAGUGUGGCGAACCAUGUAUCAAGGAUCUCUGGUGGCUGUGAAAGUUAUUCCCUCUGCUGCAAAACAUGUGUUCAUCACUGAGAAGGACGUCUACGAACUCCCGCUGAUGAGGCACGCCAGCAUCAUUCACUUUCUCGGUGCUGGCAGAAGGUCAGAUGAUGACAGCUGGCUCCUUGUCCUGCAAAUUGCAGAAUAUGGCUCUCUGUACUCCUUCCUGCAUCUCAACACCACCAGCUGGCCAACAUCACUCCAAUUAUGCCUGUCUUUAUCACAGGGACUCUCCUAUCUCCACUCAGAUUUGCACACUGAAGAAGGACACAAACCACCUGUAGCCCACAGAGACCUUUGCAGCUUCAAUGUACUCGUCCAGGCAGAUUGCACCUGUGCUCUGUGUGAUUUCGGUAACUCAUCCAUCCUGUGGCCACACUCAGGUCAUUGCCAAAUGGAAAACACAAUGAGUCACACCCAAACACCAGGCACCCUGUGCUAUAUUUCCCCCGAGAUCCUGGAGGGUUCUGUAAACCUCCGUAGUUGGUGGUGGUGUCUGCACGGGGAUGUCUACGCUUUGGGUUUGGUCCUUUGGGAAAUCUGCAUGCGCUGCUCCGACCUGUUUGAAGGUGCCAUCGUGCCAAAACACCUUCUACCUUAUGAGCGUGAGCUGGAAGGCUUGUUGACAUGGGAGAGCCUCAUCGUCCAUGUGUGUCACAAGGACAUAAGACCUGCCAUACCUGAGCAUUGGCAAGUGCUGAGACAGGGGCAGGCACUUCAGGAUAUACUCAGAGAAUGCUGGGACUUGGACCCAGAGGCACGGCUGACUGCAGAGUGUGUGGUGAACAGAUUAAUUGCCCUUUAGUCACAGUUCUCUAUACAAGGCAUGUCUUUUUGAGUCUUGAGUAUUAUGCAUUUUUCACAAUUUCAAACAGUUCCAAAAAAUCUCAUUAUCUAUUAAUUAAUAUAAUCAAUUCAAAUAUUAUUUUAACAAAUGACAACUACAAAAAUCAAGUCAAUUUUGCUGGAUUGGUGAUAAAAUGCUCCUUGGAAUAAAUGUAAUCAUCUCAGCAUGACUCCAAGUUGCAGAGUGCAUGUCUACCAACAUGAAGGUUGUGGGUUCACCCUAAAUUUCCUGGCCGCCAAUUUGUGACCAUGUUGAAUUGUCUAGUUCAUGGGUGGCGAACCCACGGCUCCUGAGCCGCAUGCAACGCUUUGUCUGUUUUCAUGCAGGUCUUAUGAACACAUUGCUUUUUUAAUAUGGAUGCAUAUGUGUGCGUUUUGCUUUAGUUUAUUACAGUAUUUUCACAAAACUGGCAUACACAUUGCAUAAAAAUAGCUCAAAAUGUUCCAGUAGAAUAAUAAAAGUAAGUUUCUUUCGGCUUGUCCCUUUCGGGGUCGCCACAGCGUGUCAUCUCAGAUGAACGCACAUAUGUUUGGCACAAUUUUUACACCGGAUGCCCUUCCUGACGCAACCCUUCUCAGGGAGUGGAGGCCCCAGUGGGAUACGAACCCACAACCCCUGGUUUAUCAAACCAGUGCUCUAACCACUGAGCUACAGGGCCUCUUCCAGUAGAAUAAUGAUCUUUGAAAAUACUUUGCUUUCAAAAUGCACAAUUAAACAAAAAUAUUUGGAUGAAUACAACACAUUUUUACGCAAUGAUGUCUUUGAAAUCUUGUGUCCUGAAAACUAAUAUAUUAAACAAAUGAAAUCAGACUUUCAAGGGUCCCACCACUGUUGAUCAGAGAAUAUCAGUUGCACACAGAAAGAACUCCAAUCUUAUUAUAAUUGUAUAUUAGUGUUGCAUCAGAUGUGAGUUGUGACACACGAGACAAGACUUGGUUGAACUGGUAGUUUGCUUGCAUGAGAAAGAGCACACAUUUUUUUUAAUUAUGGGCCAGUUGCCUUAGUACUCUGUAGGAGUCGAUUUUUCUUGUUUAUCAUAUUUGUGUAUAACUUUUACAAUAAAUCUGGAUGAGAAAAGGUA